AGUCAUGUGGAGCCCAGAAUAGCUCCUGCUGAAGCCCAGUGAGUGGCCAGCUCAGGCUCAGAGACGCUGAGGACCCAGAGACGCUGGCCCGUCCCCCUCCUCCUCCUCUUGGGCUCCCGCCUCCCCUCCCCCAACACCCCCUGCACGCUUACACCCUGCCCUCAUGAGCUGGUCCCCGGAAGAGUGCAGGGGGCAGGACGAGCCCCCUGGUGACAGACACGCCCUCUGUGCCAGGCUGGUGGAGAAGCCCCACGGAGGGUCCCCAGAGUCUGGCCCAGGGCCCAUUGUCACCCGCACGGCCUCGGGACCUGCCCUGGCCUUCUGGCAGGCAGUGCUGGCCGGGGACGUGGGUUCCGUCUCCCGCAUCCUGGCCGACUCCAGCAACGGCCUGGCUCCGGAUUCCAUCUUUGAUACCAGCGACCCAGAGCGAUGGAGAGAUUUCCGCUUCAACAUCCGCGCUCUGAGACUCUGGUCGCUGACCUACGAAGAGGAGCUGACCACCCCCCUGCACGUGGCGGCCAGCCGGGGCCACGUGGAAAUCCUGCGGCUGCUGCUGAGGCGGCGGGCGAGGCCCGACAGUGCCCCCGGGGGCCGGACCGCCCUGCAUGAGGCCUGUGCCGCGGGCCACGCUGCCUGCGUCCACGUGCUGCUGGUGGCGGGAGCCGACCCCAAUAUCCCUGACCAGGACGGGAGGCGCCCCUUGCACCUCUGCGGGGGGGCUGGCAGCCUCGAGUGCGCCGAUCUGCUCCUGAGAUUUGGGGCGAAAGUGGAUGGUCGGUCGGAGGAGAAGGAGGAGACCCCUCUGCAUGUGGCCGCCCGGCUGGGCCACGUGGAGCUGGCGGACCUCCUCCUGAGACGCGGGGCCUGCCCCGAUGCCCGCGAUGCCGAAGGCUGGACCCCGCUGCUGGCCGCCUGUGACGCCCGUUGCAUGUCCCCCGCCGACGCCGAGGCCACCACGGCCCGCUGUCUCCAGCUGUGCCGCCUGCUCCUCUCCGCCGGGGCCGACGCCGACGCCGCCGACCAGGACAUGCAACGGCCCCUGCACUUGGCCUGUCGCCGCGGCCACGCGGACGUCGUGGAGCUGCUCCUGGCCCGCGGCGUCGGCGCCAACGCCAUGGACUACGGGGGACACACGGCCCUGCACUGCGCGCUGCAGGGCCCCGCCGCGACCCUGGCCCAGAGCCCGGAGCGCACGGUGCGCGCGCUGCUCAACCACGGUGCCGUCCGCGUGUGGCCAGGGGCUCUCCCCAAGGUGCUGGAGCGCUGGUGCAUGUCCCCGCGGACCAUUGAGGUCCUGAUGAACACCUACAGUGUCGUGAAGCUUCCUGAGGACGCCGUGGGCCUGGUGCCUCCUGAAACUCUGCAGAAGCACCGUCGUUUCUACUCCUCCCUCUUCGCCCUGGUGAGGCAGCCCAGAUCGCUGCAGCAUCUGAGCCGCUGUGCGCUCCGUGCCCACCUGGCGGCCUGCCUGCCCCACGCCCUGCCUCGCCUGCCCCUGCCGCCCCGCCUGCUCCGCUACCUGCAGCUGGAUUUCGAGGAUGUGCUCUACUAGGUGAGCCCAAGGCUCUGCGGACCGCCCCAAUCGCUGGGGGCCAGAGGGGGCGGAAGUGGGAAGUGGGCGCAGGCGAAGAAAUCAGGAAGCAGUUUGGGGCAGGCACGGAUUCCGCUCACGGCUUGGGGCCUCCCCCGCCACCGUCCUGGGGAGCCCCGUCUUAUCUCAGCGUGGGACCUGGGCAGAAUGCCCCUUAUUCCAUUCAUUGGUUCAGCAGGGGUUUGAGGGCCUCCGGUGGGCAGGACACCGGCCACACAAAGGCCUGGCUCUCCCGUCCCCACUAGAAAGUUCACUCCAAAGGUGACAGAGACUGAGCAAACAGACGGGAAAGUUUCAGAGUGAUAAGACCUCUGCAGACGGUUUCAUUGGUGAUUGUCCAAGAGCGGAUCAGCCGCUGAGCGCAGGUGACAUGGACACCUCCUCUUUGAGUAGGUGACAUUUAAUCUGAUGCCUGAGUGACAAGGAGGAGCCAGCCACGUGAGUGGAGUGAGGGAGAGAGGGAAGUGACAUGAACUGAUGUGUAUUUUGAAAGAUGGCUCUGGCUGCUGAGUGGCUUGGGCGAGGGGAGAGGUAGGGAGGAAGGGUGAGAGACCAGUUCAGAGGCUAUUUCAGGAGCCCUGGCAGAGAUGGAAAAGCAGUGGAUGAGACUUGGGAUCCUUUCUGGAGACUCCAUGGAACUUGUUGAUGGAGUAGAAAUGGAAGGCUUAAGGAAAACAGUCCAGGAUGACUCCUCCACCUUUUUUUUUUUUUUUUUUUUGGCAGAGCAACACUGGAUGGAGGGUGGGACUAAUUUGCUAAGGUGGGAAAGAUAAGAAAGGGGCAGAUGGCGGGGGAGUCAGAAAGUCUGUUUGGGAGAUGUUGAGUUUGAACUGCCUCUUACAGAUAGCAAAGAAGCUGUGUGACAUGGUCAUUUAAAUCUAUGAAUUUGGAAUCCAAGGAUGAGGACAGGCCUAAGAAUAUAAAUAGGGGGGAAUGCAUGUGUUUGCAUGUGAAAAAUAUUUAAAGCUCUGUCCCAAGAGAAUCUUGACUCUCAUGGGGAUGACUUUUCUGAGAAAGUCCUGUAUAUGCAUUUUGAUGGAAAUUCUAGUUCAUUUGCAUCCACGUCAUUCAUUUUGUGCUUCCUGAGUCCCAGGUUUUAGGCACUAGAUACAGGGCUGUGAAUGAGACCUGCUCCUACCCUAGUCUGAGAAUUUUCCAUCUAGUCUGAGAAACAAGCGUGUGAAUACCGAGUUCAGAUACAAAGGGCAAUGUAGUGAAUGCAAAAGACUUGUGGGAGCAGGAUUUGAGGGUCUGAAGGAGGAAGGAGAGCAGGAGCAGCAGGGGGUCCUGGGAAGACUUCACAGAAAUUGGAGUGCCUCCCCAAAAGUGGUAAGAAAGGGGGAGGAUUUCUGGCCAUAUCUGGAGAGCACUGGUUCAUGCAGGAGGCCUUUUAAGAAGGUAGGGCAUAAGGGAAGAAAGGCGAUGUGGAGUGGUCAAUUCAGGAGGCUGCUGGCCAGCUUCGCACGUUCUCCCCUUAGCAGGGCAGUGUUAGGAAGGUCCUUUCUGGGGUUAGACAUCCAGACACUUCUUGCAAGCCAGGGAGCUUCCUCCUCAGCCUCCUGGCUGCGGGUCCCGCGGGCCCAGAACCUCUCCCCGGUAAUUGCUUUCCGUAAUGUGUUUGCUCCAAACCAAUUUCACGCCUCCGUGAGGACUCCGCCCUGCACUGGAGCGCGGACCUCCCCACCACCAACCUACCCGCGUGUAUCACGUGCGCGGCACACAAUCGGCACACAUUUAACCCAACGAUAUGCAGAGUUCAAGUACCUGGAUACAGCCAACAUACAUGAAACUACCCGAGUGUAUGCUAGGCUUUAAGACCCUCGUGUACAACAGUCCCCCGCCCCUCCCGCCCCAAUCGAUGCACUCACAGUGAAGGCACCUGCAGCGCCCAGCGCGCUGGCCCUUGGACGGCUCACCUGGUGCGGUUCCUUUGCUCUCCGCGUGUCUCCCGGACUAACGCCAGGGGGCGCUGCAGCACUCCGCGCCUCUUUCGCGGUGACGCAGUUGCGCGCUGCUGCCACCAGAGGGUAUCCGCGGACAGAGCCCGAAACUCCCCACCGUCAGUGGACACUCGCCUGCCAAUGAGGGAGGCGAAGGUGUAUUUGGAUUUGACUUGAGUACUUCGUUUGUUUUUUUGUUUUUUUUUUUUUUCUGAGUGCUGGUUCCCAGUCCGUGAACGGGUGGCCAGACGAGGAGGUCGACACAGGCACACGCAGAGAGGGUAGAUUCAAAAUAAAAUUCUUCCGUAGAGAAUUUCCCCAAUUGGUGAGUAGUUAGAUGGGACAAGUCAGCACGUGGGCAGGCAAAGAAGCAUUUUUAGCAUUCCAUUUUAGACGAUGAGAGGAGGUGCUUACUUAUACGGGCCUGUCCAGGGAUUCAAUAGGAGAACCAGAGAGUUUUCUUCUCAGUAAAGAAAGGAGGCGGCUCCCUUCAGGUUUGAGAGUGACAGCUUCUGUCCUUGGUACUGAUGGGAGAGUUAGAAGCUGUGUUUGGAGAGCCACUGAUAGGAAGAACGUCCAUAAUCGACCACUCUGCUUUCCUUUGUCCAGUUAGUGAAGGAAGAACUCAUUUUGAAGGGUAUUUCCUUAUAUUCAUGUGAUUGUUGCAGGAGCUUUCUGACAAGACAGGGUGUAUGCUCAGUCGCUCAGUUGUGUCUGACUCUUUCAACCCUUUGGACUGUAGCUCACCAGGUUCCUCUGUCCAUGGGAUUAUCCUGGCAAGAAUACUGGGGUGGGUUGCCAUUUCCUCCUCUAGGGGAUCUUCCCCACCCAGGGACUGAAUACGCCUCUCCUGCAUCUCGUGCAUUGCAGGCGGGUUCUUUACCACUUUGCCACCUGAGAAACUCAGAGUAGAUAUUAAUUGCUCUCGCUCAUGGGUGGAGAAGUUAAGUCAAAAGGGGGCCAAGAUCACAUGGCCCAGAGAGGAGUCAGAACAGAAACUUAAUUUUAGGGUUGUUGUUGUUUUUUAAUCCAACCAGUGCUCUUUUCCAUUUACCAUGCAGCCUCAGUUCCACAGUCCAUGAAAGGGCAGGAAAAGGAAAUGGGCUGCUUCAGUUGCCACUAUGUAUGUGAGGGUUUUAUACUAAUUCAGCUACUGAAUGUCAAGGACUGUGCAGAAGUCACACUUCAUGACCCCAGCAUGGCAAGGGAACAGAUUGAGGAUAAAAAUGGAUUAACAAAUACAGUAUCUCACAAACACACACCACACCAGAGCCAUACAAAGCCCCGGAGGUCUCACGCGCCUUAUUUCAGAGUUGGUGGCCCACUGGGACUUAUUGGCAACAAGCUUUAAGCCUUUACACUCUGUGACAGCUUGAGCUGAGAAUUCCACUUUACAGAGUGUAGUUCUGGGCAGUGCGUUCUUGGCUUGAACCAGAUGAUCAACCUGUUCAAGAUCAGAGGGUCUUUAACCUUGAAUCCUUGACAACACAUGAUCCAUUUCAUCCCAUCAAAAAGUGACAGACUUAUUAAAGUGGCCCUUUACUGGGGGAACUAGUUGGGGGGGGGCUAGUCAGGGAGGAGAUUUCAAUAUAUAUACACUUUUGACCUUUUGGAAUUUUGUGUUCGGUGGUUUUCUUACAUAUGCAAAAGGUGAAUGUAGUUACUUUAAAAAAAAAAAAGGCUCUUCCUUCAUGCUGUAUUUGAUUGGUGGUGUUAAUACUCAUACAGCUUUAAUUUCAGUGAUUGUAGCCCCAAAGUUGCCUUGGUAAUUUUUCAAGUCAAUAAGCCUCUAUUAUCUACCCAACACUGUAAAGUCAUCAUCCCAAGUACUGACCUCUCACUUUUUAAUACAUUUUUGAAGUCUGGUCUUCCACAUGGGUACCAUGCAGUACUUGGUUAAUUUUACACAGGGUUCAGAAUACCUUUAGGAGGAUGGACAAGGAUUAUCCUUGUACUUUAGUAGUGACUGGUGUUCGCAGACUUGAGUUAAGGCACCUCUUCUUCCUCCAUAUCGACAUGUCCCUCCAGACUGGAUCUCUUCGAAGUUUCAAGACAGAGCCUGAGACAGAUCAGGACCAUGUGGAAACCACACCCUUCUCCCUCGGCCUCUCAUGCACUGCCAGUCAAGCAUAAUGAAAGCAAGUCCCACCCUCUCUGUCCCUCUUUGGUGACAGUGUCUUUCAGGGUGCUGACUUGAAUACAUCAGCCUGACAUGAGCCAACACGACACUCCCAAUGUGAAUAAAGUUCCCCGAGAUCCAGAGUUCCCACCUGCCUUGCCUUCUGUCCAAACGCUGAGACUCCAGCGUGAGUUAUCCUCCUCACCAGAACCAGAUAACUUUCUUCCAUUUAGACUACAUCUUCCUAAACUCGCCUGCUUCUGCUACUGUGAAUUUCAGCUUGCUUGGCUCUCCUUGGCCCCACCUGAAUAACAGUGAGCAGACGACCUUCAUUUAGUUAGCCAGGGUUGCUUUCCGUCCUGAGGCUCGGGUCACUUUUCUUCUGGUAACUUUCCUAACUUAAAGUCUUUCUUGCCCACUGACCUGAGGCUGCUAUCCAGCAGCAGAGCCCCGUGACUUUUGCCUCUAGAUUGACGAGUCUACUUCUGGAAAUCAGGAGGAAGUGGGGGAGGGUAAAAGGCGCGCCAUUCCCGUGUCUGAGAAGGGGGGAGGUGAGCAGAGUCAUCUGCAAUUAGCGGAUAAUUAGCGCCGCUGACCCUUGGGGCUCAUCAGCGCUCCCGGGGCCAGCCCCCAGCAAUCAGCCAGGGCAGGUCGAGAGUGUCAGGCCCGGGAAUGAAUAGGGCUCAUCAGCGGCGCGGGAGUCGGGGAGCCAAUCAGGAAAAUUAAUAGCGGAAGAGAGGGAGAGCGAGCGAGGGAGGGAAACCCGGACAGACAGACAGACAGACAGACAAGAGAGAUCGAUGUAGGCGAGAAAUGAGGUGGCAAAUAGAAAAAGGCGGAUGGGAUAGGGAGGGAGAAACAGGAGCCAUCAAAUAGGAAUUGGGAUAGAAAGGAGGGCGGGAAAGGAGACUGCGGGAGGGAGGGAAAGGACGAAAAGGAUGGGAAAGAUGGAGGGAGCAGGGCGAGAGGAACGGUGAGUACUUGGUACAGUGUGGGCACUGGAGGAAAUCGCCCACGGAGGCCAGGGUGAGGGACCCGGGGAGUCCGCGACGGAGGGGGAGUGAGGAGGAGCCAGGGACAAGGGGGACCGCCGGGGGCGAGGGUGAACCGGGUCUCCCGAGGACGAAAAGGACCCCCCCCUCCCCACCCACGACACACCGAGAUGAGCUGUCCAGAGUCGCGGGACCGCGGAGGAGCGCGCCCCCUGCCGUCCGCGCCUCGCCGCCCGAGGGGGCGCCCGCCUCGUGGUCCGCCCGGGGGACCCGGGAGGGGGCGUCGGGGGGCAGGCUGCAGGCCACGCUGCGGGACUGGCCCUGAAUCCGACGGAGGGCGGCGGCCCGGGCCGGGGCAGGGGCGGGGGGCGCUCCGAUCGCGCGCCCGCCCCCACGCCCUCGCCGCGCCCGCCGCCCCGAGCUCG
Messenger RNA from Bubalus bubalis (water buffalo), 7067 nucleotides. RefSeq names its product ankyrin repeat and SOCS box containing 10 (gene ASB10). Gene Ontology annotation, biological process: intracellular signal transduction. The record is from RefSeq and is a predicted model, not a curated record. The coding region runs from base 164 to 1552 and encodes 462 amino acids. The transcript has 6 exons. Gene Ontology annotation, cellular component: cytoplasm; nucleus. Gene Ontology annotation, molecular function: protein binding. NCBI's taxonomy places the organism in Eukaryota, Metazoa, Chordata, Mammalia, Artiodactyla, Bovidae.